Molecule: messenger RNA, 399 nt
Organism: Besnoitia besnoiti
Lineage: Eukaryota; Apicomplexa; Conoidasida; Eucoccidiorida; Sarcocystidae
Product: ribosomal protein RPS17
Exons: 4
Coding region: 1-399 (132 amino acids)
Biological process (GO): translation
Cellular component (GO): ribosome
Molecular function (GO): structural constituent of ribosome
Source: RefSeq, a predicted model, not a curated record
AUGGGGCGCGUGCGUACAAGGACCGUCAAGCGUGCCGCUCGACAGAUUGUCGAGAAGUACUACGCCAAGCUGACUCUGGACUUCCAGAUCAACAAGAAAAUCUCUGAAGAGGUCGCCGUUAUCCCCUCGAAGCGCAUGAGGAACCGUGUUGCUGGAUUCGUUACCCAUUUGAUGAAGAGAAUCCAGAAGGGGCCGGUGCGUGGCAUUUCCCUCAAGCUGCAAGAAGAGGAGCGUGAACGCCGCAUGGAUUUCGUCCCGGAGCGAUCUGAGGUUGAUGUUGCGACAAUCAGUAUCGACCAGGAUGCUUCCGACAUGCUGCGCGCACUGGAUAUCAACCUGCCCAACGUCGUUGUCCCGAACGCUGGCCGGCCGUCGAACAACCAGGGCCGAAGAGCCUAA